GUUAAAUUCGUAUUUUUCUGAUUUUCCUGCUUCCAGGCUGUUUUCUCGCAGUUCGCAUUGGGCGCAAAGUAAUUUUUUGUAAAGGAAUUUUUUUUAAAUAUUUUAUUUGUGUUAGAUUUUAGAAGAACCUUUCUUUUCCGAUGUUCAGACCUGCUGCAUGCUGGACCAUCUGUCAGUCCGCACAGCAGGAAGGCGAUGUGUUUACAAUUUACUUACUGCAUAUUCAGCAGGUUUUAUUUUACGACUUUGCUGAGCCAUCAGCAGCUGCCAUAAGACAAGCUGCUGUCAUUUUCGUUUUCUCGAAAACCCAUUGAUUCAAAGAUGGAUGUCAGCUCGCUGGACCCGAUAGGGAUUUUUUUGGCCAUUUCAGGAGCCAAAGGAGAAAAACUACUUUUUCGCUACCCGUUUGAGCUUACGGAGAAGCGGAAGGUGCCUCGUGGAACUAAUCCGUACUCGCUGAUAAUAACCGAAGAUGCUCAAAAUCGUCCCUCGCAAGCCGAGGCGGAUGAUGCUAACAGGAAAUCACACCGAUCCUCCUCGCUGAUUGAUGAGCUGAGCAUUGGUGCUUCAGGCACCUCUAGUGGAAGACAGCGCUUGAAACUGUUCGAGGACAAGAUCUUAGGCAAUGUCUUCAGUGUCCGCAAUACGAUGUGCAACCGGAAGUUCGAAUGCAAAAUCGAUGAUGUAACUUUUGUCGGACAUCCUCAACUUGUCCAGACUGCUCAUGUGGUGAAAAAGACACCUUCCUCCGACAAAUGCCAGAAUGAAUACGCGCCGCCCCGCACUGCUCUUUCAGCGGUUCCUUCGUCUUCCCUCCAUAUGUUCCACAUUUUGUUUGCCCUCUCUGGUGAACAAAUUACCCAGUUCGUGGUCGACAGCUAUCAUCGUUUAGCGCAGAAAUUAGCCAUUGCCAUCAAUCAUGAAGAGAGCCGCGAAGGAUACCUCAACAAGAUGGUGAAACAGAUGAUCGCGCUGCUGGACAUGCACCAGAGCAUCGACUCCGAUUCGCAGAAAACGGAUAAGACCAAUCCUUUUGUGAUCGUCCUGGAGAAAAAUCUUCUGGCCAAGACAUUGAAGCAGGUAUUUGACGAGAUUGUGCGAAGAGGGACUAUUAAUGUGCGAAUAAAUGACUGGGUCCAAGUCAGCUUUUGUUUGCUGCCAAAAAUCCAUCGCAAUUUGGAAUUGACGGAUGAGGCUAUCCGAGAACAGAUUACAAAAAUGCGUCCAUAUCAUGGAUUGUUGCUUUUGGAAUCGGAACAGGAUAUUUUUGCUGACCUGCCCAUUGAUGCAUCUCCGAGCCUUGUGCGUUUUAUCCGGAUUAUUUCACCUUUAAGCAAUUUCCAGUUGCUUGCAAUGGAAGCCGGUGUCACAUUGUCGCAGGUGUAUGCCAUGGCCGGUCACUUGAUUUACUGGGCGAAAGCGCGUUUGAUUUUUCCGGUGUGCGAGAAUAAUGUCUAUGCGCUCGCUCCCGACGCAUCAACUAAAGUCAUCUCGGACACUUGUGAUGAAUUCGCACAGAAAUUUCCCGGUAUGAAUUUGAUUGAAAUACUUUCGGAUUUUUCUUUGCCAUUGCCGUUAAGGGAUAUGAUCAAUCCUUUCACGGAGAAUAUGGAUACUGGAAAGCUGACGCAGAUUGUCAUCUGGUGCUUGAAGCGAAAUCUGUUGAUACAGCUGCACACAUACGUUUAUUUGAUCCCCAACUCGGUAGACAAUUUGCGACAUCUUCAGAUGGAAGGGCUGAAUUGGUUAACUAUGCCCCAUGAUGUAAAGAAAAAGGUCACGGCUAUCCCGGUGGCGGGAAAUGAGAACCAUCACAACCAGGAUCUGGCAGUUUUUAUAAAGCUGUUGCCGUAUUUUCGCGGAAAUGCCCACUUAGAGGAAAUGAUGUUCAAUGCCAACAUUAAACGAUCUCAGCUUAUGACCAUUUUGGAUAAAUUUCGCGAUGUCCUGAUUACCGUUGUACACGAGGAUCCCAGUCUUCCUCCCGCUCUGGCAUGUACAGUGGGAAGUCACUCUCUUAAUGCGCGUCGUCAUUUUUCGGUGUCGGUUAGUGCACACAGUAUCGCGCAGUCGUGAUUUUUGGUAUAUUUGUUUGCAACGGCGCGACUGGCUUUGCCAUAUCGGUGAUUUACUGAGAGCAGCUGUUCAGGUCCUAACAAGGAGAAUACUGCUGCCGACAGUGACAAAUGUUUUUAUAAUUUUAUGGAACGUUUUAUUAGCAUGUUCUUAUAGUAGAAGAUGUUUAAUUUGGGAUGGGCUUUGAUUAGUUCUGUUUGACUUAAACUGGAAAUGGUUUUAUUUUUGAAUUUUUAUUGAUUUUAAUGUUUACUUGAGUACAGUAAUUAUGCUAUAUCUUCUUCGGAGCUGUUCUUGCUUGUAUGAACAAAAUUCAGUAUUCCGUUUA
Paramacrobiotus metropolitanus is the source of this 2404-nucleotide messenger RNA. RefSeq names its product GATOR complex protein NPRL3-like. The record is from RefSeq and is a predicted model, not a curated record. Gene Ontology annotation, biological process: cellular response to amino acid starvation; TORC1 signaling; positive regulation of autophagy. Gene Ontology annotation, cellular component: GATOR1 complex. The coding region runs from base 322 to 2076 and encodes 584 amino acids. The transcript has 3 exons. Lineage: Eukaryota; Metazoa; Tardigrada; Eutardigrada; Parachela; Macrobiotidae.